AGGUUACCUAGGGUAUGAAAUAAUACAGGCUUGGAAACUCUGAAAGAACUUAGAAUCAUCAUUUUGAGAGCAGCAGCCUGGGGAUGCUGUGACUUUCCGAUCAGGGGCCAUCACAAUGUCAAAAUGCGGUUCAGACAGCAGCAACACAGACAUCGCAGACAUUAAAACGUAAGCUGUGCUAGAACAAAAAUGCAAUGAAAGAAACACUGGAUGAAUGAGAAACCCUGCUUUGCAACCCUCAGCAUGGCAGGCCUGCAGCUCAUGACCCCUGCUUCCUCACCAAUGGGUCCUUUCUUUGGACUGCCAUGGCAACAAGAAGCAAUUCAUGAUAACAUUUAUACGCCAAGAAAAUAUCAGGUUGAACUGCUUGAAGCAGCGCUGGAUCACAAUACCAUCGUCUGUUUAAACACUGGCUCAGGGAAGACGUUCAUUGCAGUACUACUCACGAAAGAGCUGUCCUAUCAGAUCAGGGGAGACUUCCACAGAAAUGGCAAGAGGACGGUGUUCUUGGUCAACUCUGCAAACCAGGUUGCUCAACAAGUGUCAGCUGUCAGAACUCACUCCGAUCUCAAAGUUGGGGAGUACUCAAACCCAGAAGUUAAUGCCUCGUGGACGAAGGAGAGAUGGAACCAAGAGUUUGCCAAGCACCAGGUUCUGGUUAUGACUUGCGAUGUCGCCUUGAAUGUUUUGAAAAAUGGUUACUUGUCACUGUCAGAUAUUAACCUUUUGGUGUUUGAUGAGUGCCAUCUUGCGAUCCUUGACCACCCCUACAGAGAAAUUAUGAAGCUCUGUGAGAGUUGUCGGUCAUGCCCUCGCAUCUUGGGACUAACGGCUUCCAUUCUAAAUGGGAAAUGUGAUCCAGAGGAGUUGGAAGAGAAGAUCCAGAAACUGGAGAAGAUUCUUAAGAGCAACGCUGAAACGGCCACCGACUUGGUGGUGUUGGACAGAUACACUUCCCAGCCAUGUGAGAUCGUGGUGGACUGUGGACCAUUCUCUGACAGAAGUGGACUUUAUCAGCGACUGCUGAUGGAAUUAGAAGAAGCACUUAAUUUUAUCAAUGACUGCAACAUAUCUGUGCAUUCAAAAGAAAGAGAUUCCACUUUAAUUUCUAAACAGAUCCUGUCGGACUGCCGCGCGGUGCUGGUAGUGCUGGGCCCCUGGUGUGCAGACAAGGUGGCCGGCAUGAUGGUGCGGGAGCUGCAGAAGUACAUCAAGCACGAGCAGGAGGAGCUGCACAGGAAGUUCCUGUUGUUUACAGACACUUUCCUGAGGAAGAUCCAUGCCCUCUGUGAAGAGCACUUCUCCCCGGCCUCACUUGACCUCAAGUUCGUGACUCCCAAAGUCAUCAGGCUGCUGGAGAUUCUCCGCAAGUACAAGCCGUACGAGCGGCAGCAGUUUGAGAGCGUGGAGUGGUACAAUAACAGGAACCAGGACAACUAUGUGUCCUGGAGCGACUCGGAGGACGAUGAGGAUGACGAAGAGAUGGAAGAGAAAGAGAAACCAGAGACAAACUUCCCUUCUCCAUUCACCAAUAUUCUAUGCGGAAUCAUUUUUGUGGAGAGGCGAUACACAGCAGUUGUGUUAAACAGAUUAAUAAAGGAAGCCGGCAAGCAAGACCCGGAACUGGCGUACAUCAGCAGCAACUUCAUAACCGGCCACGGCAUUGGGAAGAACCAGCCUCGCAACAAGCAGAUGGAGGCGGAGUUCCGGAAACAGGAAGAGGUCCUUAGGAAAUUCCGAGCACACGAGACCAACCUGCUUAUUGCAACCAGCAUCGUGGAGGAGGGUGUCGACAUACCCAAAUGCAACCUGGUGGUUCGCUUUGAUUUGCCCACCGAGUACCGCUCUUACGUUCAGUCUAAGGGGAGGGCACGGGCCCCGAUCUCUAAUUACAUCAUGCUGGCAGACACAGACAAAAUCCAGAGCUUCGAAGAAGACCUCAAAACCUACAAAGCUAUUGAAAAGAUCUUGAGAAACAAGUGUUCCAAGUCAGUAGACACCACGGAAACUGACAUUGAGCCUGUCGUGGACGAUGAUGAUGUCUUCCCCCCGUAUGUGCUGCGGCCGGAUGACGGGGGCCCAAAGGUCACCAUCAACACAGCCAUCGGCCACAUCAACAGAUACUGUGCUCGAUUACCCAGUGAUCCAUUUACUCAUCUGGCUCCUAAAUGUAGAACCCGGGAGUUGCCUGAUGGUACAUUUUAUUCAACUCUUUAUCUGCCAAUUAACUCACCUCUUCGAGCCUCCAUUGUUGGCCCACCGAUGAACUGCGUACGGUUGGCUGAAAGAGUUGUGGCUCUGAUUUGCUGUGAAAAACUGCACAAAAUAGGUGAGCUGGACGACCACCUGAUGCCGGUAGGGAAAGAGACUGUUAAGUACGAAGAAGAGCUGGAUCUCCAUGAAGAAGAAGAAACCACUGUGCCCGGAAGACCAGGUUCCACAAAGCGAAGGCAGUGCUACCCCAAAGCUAUUCCAGAAUGUUUGAGGGACAGCUACCCCAAACCUGAGCAGCCCUGCUACUUGUAUGUGAUAGGAAUGGUUCUAACCACCCCUCUCCCGGAUGAACUCAACUUCAGAAGGCGGAGGCUCUACCCGCCCGAGGAUACCACCCGAUGCUUUGGAAUCCUGACAGCUAAACCCAUACCUCAGAUUCCGCACUUUCCUGUGUACACGCGUUCUGGAGAGGUUACCAUAUCCAUUGAGUUGAAGAAGUCCGGUUUUACUCUGUCUCUGCAAAUGCUUGAGCUGAUUACACGACUUCACCAGUAUAUAUUCUCACAUAUUCUUCGGCUUGAAAAACCUGCACUAGAAUUUAAACCUACGGAAGCUGAUUCAGCAUACUGUGUUCUACCUCUAAAUGUUGUUAACGGCUCCAGCACUUUGGACAUCGACUUUAAAUUCAUGGAAGACAUUGAGAAAUCUGAAGCUCGCAUAGGCAUUCCUAGUACAAAGUAUUCCAAAGAAACCCCGUUUGUUUUUAAAUUAGAAGAUUACCAGGAUGCAGUUAUCAUUCCCAGAUACCGCAACUUUGAUCAACCGCACCGAUUUUAUGUGGCUGAUGUGUACACUGAUCUUACCCCGCUCAGCAAGUUUCCUUCCCCCGAGUAUGAAACGUUUGCGGAAUAUUAUAAAACAAAGUACAACCUGGACCUGACCAGCCUCACCCAGCCCCUGCUCGACGUCGACCACACGUCCUCCAGACUUAAUCUCCUGACACCUCGCCAUCUGAACCAGAAGGGAAAAGCGCUGCCCCUCAGUAGCGCUGAGAAGAGAAAAGCCAAGUGGGAAAGCUUGCAGAACAAACAGAUCCUGGUUCCAGAGCUCUGUGCGAUCCAUCCCAUCCCUGCAUCACUGUGGAGGAAAGCGGUCUGUCUGCCCAGCAUCCUCUAUCGCCUUCACUGCCUUCUCACCGCAGAGGAGCUGCGAGCGCAGACGGCGAGCGAUGCCGGUGUGGGCGUCAGGGCCCUGCCUGCAGACUUCAGGUACCCUAACUUAGACUUCGGGUGGAAAAAAUCUAUUGACAGCAAAUCUUUCAUCUCAAUUUCUAAUGCCUCUUCAGCCGAAAAUGACAAUUACUGUAAGCACAGCACAAUUAGAGUCCCUGAAAAUGCUGCACAUCAAGGUGCUAAUAGACCCCCCUCCCUUGGGAACCCCGACCAAACGUCUGUGAACUGUAGAACGCCCCUCACCGAGUCACCUGGUAAGCUCCAAAUUGAAGUUUCAACAGAUCUCACAGCAAUUAACGGUCUUUCUUACAAUAAAAACCUUGCCAAUGGCGGUUAUGAUUUAGCUAACAGAGACUUUUGCCAAGGAAAUCAGCUGAAUUACUACAAGCAGGAAAUACCUGUACAACCACCUACCUCAUACCCCAUUCAGAAUUUCUACAAUUACGAGAACCAGCCCAAGCCCAGCGAUGAAUGUACUCUACUGAGUAAUAAAUACCUUGAUGGAAAUGCUAACAGAUCUACCUCAGACGGCAAUCCCGCAGCGGCCAGGACGCCUGGCGGAGCACUCACGGGCGGGAAGGAGUCGGAGCAGGGCCCCUCUGGAGGCUACUCCUCGAGGACUCUGGGCCCGAACCCUGGACUUAUUCUUCAGGCUCUGACCCUCUCAAAUGCCAGCGACGGCUUCAACCUGGAGCGGCUGGAGAUGCUCGGCGACUCCUUCCUGAAGCACGCCAUCACCACGUAUCUCUUUUGCACUUACCCCGAUGCUCACGAGGGCCGUCUGUCAUACAUGAGAAGCAAAAAGGUCAGCAACUGUAAUCUGUAUCGCCUUGGAAAAAAGAAAGGCCUGCCCAGCCGCAUGGUGGUGUCCAUAUUCGAUCCCCCGGUGAACUGGCUUCCCCCAGGCUACGUGGUCAACCAAGACAGAAGCAGCUCCGACAAAUGGGAACGAGAUGAAAUGACAAAAGACUGCAUGUUGGCUAACGGCAAGCUGGAGGACGUCUGUGGGGAGGACGAGGAGGAGGCCGAGGCCGAGGCCCUGAUGUGGAGGACUCCCAGGGAGGAGGCGGACUAUGAAGACGACUUCCUGGAGUACGACCAGGAGCACAUCAAGUUCAUUGACAACAUGCUGAUGGGGUCCGGAGCCUUCGUCAAGAAGAUCAGCCUCACGCCCAUCGCCCCCACUGACGCCGCGUACGAGUGGAAGAUGCCCAGGAAGUCCACGCUGGGCAGCUUGCCAUUCCCCUCGGACCUCGAGGACUUCGACUACAGUUCCUGGGACGCCAUGUGCUACCUGGACCCCAGCAAGGCGGUGGAGGACGACGACUUCGUCGUGGGCUUCUGGAACCCGUCGGAGGAGAACUGCGGCGUGGACACAGGCAAGCAGUCCAUCUCCUACGACCUGCACACGGAGCAGUGCAUCGCCGACAAGAGCAUCGCCGACUGCGUGGAGGCCCUGCUGGGCUGCUACCUGACCAGCUGCGGGGAGAGGGCCGCACAGCUCUUCCUCUGCUCCCUGGGGCUCAAGGUGCUCCCUGUCAUUAAGCGGACGGAGCGUGACAGGGCUGCUCGGCCCACCAGGGACAGCUGUGGCGGCCAGCAGAGCAGCCUCCCAGCCAGCGGGGUGACCACAGCCACCUCCCGCCCCUCUGCGCCCCGAGACCAGCAGUACGGCUGCCUGAAGAUCCCGCCACGCUGCAUGUUCGACCACCCGGAUGCGGAUAAAACGCUGACCCACCUCAUAUCUGGCUUUGAGAAUUUUGAAAAGAAAAUCAACUACAGUUUCAAGAACAAGGCUUACCUUCUGCAGGCGUUUACGCACGCCUCCUACCACUACAACACAAUCACUGAUUGCUACCAGCGCUUAGAAUUCCUGGGAGAUGCGAUUUUGGACUACCUCAUAACCAAGCACCUUUACGAAGACCCUCGGCAGCACUCCCCGGGGGUCCUGACUGACCUGCGCUCCGCCCUGGUCAACAACACCAUCUUCGCAUCGCUGGCCGUGAAGUAUGACUACCACAAGUACUUUAAAGCCGUGUCCCCCGAGCUCUUCCACGUCAUCGACGACUUCGUGCAGUUCCAGCUGGAGAAGAACGAGAUGCAGGGCAUGGAUUCCGAGCUCAGGAGAUCUGAAGAGGAUGAAGAGAAGGAAGAGGACAUCGAAGUGCCCAAGGCCAUGGGGGACAUUUUUGAGUCGCUCGCGGGUGCCAUCUACAUGGACAGUGGGAUGUCUCUGGAGACGGUGUGGAAGGUGUAUUAUCCGAUGAUGCGGCCUCUCAUAGAAAAAUUCUCUGCAAAUGUGCCCCGCUCUCCUGUCCGAGAAUUGCUGGAAAUGGAACCAGAAACAGCCAAAUUUAGCCCGGCGGAGAGGACUUACGACGGGAAGGUCAGAGUCACGGUGGAAGUUGUCGGCAAGGGGAAGUUUAAAGGUGUCGGCCGAAGUUACAGGAUCGCCAAAUCAGCAGCAGCAAGACGGGCCCUCCGAAGCCUCAAAGCUAGUCAACCUCAGGUCCCCAACAGCUGAAGCCCCUUUUUAAUACCAACAAACAAAAA
Molecule: messenger RNA, 5999 nt
Organism: Elephantulus edwardii (Cape elephant shrew)
Lineage: Eukaryota; Metazoa; Chordata; Mammalia; Macroscelidea; Macroscelididae
Gene: DICER1
Product: dicer 1, ribonuclease type III
Biological process (GO): pre-miRNA processing; siRNA processing; apoptotic DNA fragmentation
Cellular component (GO): RISC complex; nucleus; cytoplasm
Molecular function (GO): protein binding; ribonuclease III activity; deoxyribonuclease I activity
Source: RefSeq, a predicted model, not a curated record